GUCGGCUAAUGACAUGCACCGCGCUAAUUCGGCGGCAUCAGCGACUCGGAUGCAGCCGGGCAGGCAAGCCCGGGACGGCGCAAAGGAUGAGCAGAUCUAUCUUGUCAGCUCGUGUACACGCCUGCCUUGGUGGCGAAGGCUUCUCUGCAGACUGGGAUAUGCAGACGCAUGGCAAUUUCAGACGAGCAGUGCCACCUUGCUGAGGCUUUUGGGACGAUGCCCGCACCUGCUGGGCUCCUUGGCGAGCUACAUACCACCGUUGAUCUUCCGGAGCGGCCACAUCCAUACGAUAUACUGCACUGUGGGUCACUUUGACAACAUAGACGUCAUACAGUACGAGCGACAUGUCAUCCAAAUGCAGGCUGAUGGUGGCUCCCUCGCACUCGACUUUACACCGCCCUUUGACGAGGCACCCUUAGACGAUCGGCCUAUCCUCAUCAUUCAGCAUGGCUUGACGGGCGGGUCUAGUGAAGCAUACGUGCGAAAUGUGCUCGCUCUCGCCUGCAAAAGUCGAGCAGCCGGCGGAUACGGCUAUAGAGCAUGUGUAGCCAAUUUUAGAGGCUGCGCCAACAGCAAAAUGACCACCGGCGAGCUUUACCACGCUGGCCGUACAAACGACGUGAGGACGGCUGUGCGCUACGUAAGGGAUCUCUUGCCAGAUGCCCCUAUUCUGCUUGCCGGCUUCUCGCUCGGCGCGAAUCUCGUGUCACGCUAUCUGGGUGAAGUGGGCACUUCGACGCCCGUGCGUGCGGCCGUUUUGUUCGGCUGUCCUUUCGAUCUGUACCGCUUACAUCUCGCACUAGAAAGCACCUUCUUGGGCAUGCUGUAUUCCCGCCGGAUGGGCGCCUCUAUGUCGAAUGUCGUCGAGCGGAAUCGAGAUGCGUUCGAGAAAGACCCGCGGGGCGUAGACCUAGAAGCGCUGUUCGAUAAGAAGGGCUCACUCACAUUAUACCAAUUCGACUCAAUCGUGCAGGUCGUGCUCAACGGCUUCGGUACGACGGAAAACUACUACAAAUCACAAAGCGCCUCGGCCAACUUAUCGGGCAUCCGCGUUCCCGUCCUUGCGUUGAAUGCGCUCAACGACCCUAUCGUGAGUGGCACCUGUCUGCCAACCACCAAAAAUCCGUACGUUGUGCUCGGCCAAACUCAACACGGCGGUCAUCUUGGCUGGUUUUCGAGCUUCACGCGGCGAUGGAUCGAUAAGCCAGCACUUGAAUUCUUGGAAGCUAUAUUGUCUGCACCCGACGUGGCGAGCUCCAUCCGUAAAGAGCUCGGCGAGGACGAGGCGGAAACAUUGGCUCCGCAAUUCGACACAGCAUACAAAGUCACGAGUAAAGGUGUCAAACUGAGCGCUAUGGACGCUGUGACCGGUAUUGAGCAAGGCCUGUGAAGACGUUCAAUGCAAAAAUGUUACAAGUGCAAUGAUUUACGCGCGGCCAAACUGUGGUGAUUCGUCAGGAUUCUCAGCUUUGAGCAUCAUCCACAAGCUGAAAGGAGAUUGUCGCAAAACACUCCUCUUCCUGACGUGUGACGCCGUCCGAUGCAGUAUACGGCUUUCUCCGGGUGGAGCGAAGCGUGUAACGGAUCGGCAUCUCUUUGAAGAACGAGGCAAUGUUCAACUUGACGGGCCCCAGAUGGAGAUCCAUUGUGUUGAGAUCGCACGCGGGUGUGUAAAAUGAGGCGCCAUACACCCU
Molecule: messenger RNA, 1694 nt
Organism: Mixia osmundae IAM 14324
Lineage: Eukaryota; Fungi; Basidiomycota; Mixiomycetes; Mixiales; Mixiaceae
Exons: 2
Coding region: 14-1390 (458 amino acids)
Biological process (GO): medium-chain fatty acid catabolic process; medium-chain fatty acid biosynthetic process
Molecular function (GO): monoacylglycerol lipase activity; acetylesterase activity
Source: RefSeq, a predicted model, not a curated record